This is a messenger RNA of Gloeophyllum trabeum ATCC 11539, 1254 nucleotides long. RefSeq lists its product as uncharacterized. The coding region runs from base 1 to 1254 and encodes 417 amino acids. Gene Ontology annotation, molecular function: zinc ion binding; ubiquitin protein ligase activity. Lineage: Eukaryota; Fungi; Basidiomycota; Agaricomycetes; Gloeophyllales; Gloeophyllaceae. Gene Ontology annotation, cellular component: cytoplasm. The record is from RefSeq and is a predicted model, not a curated record. The transcript has 5 exons.
AUGUCCGACCGCGCCCAAACACUGACCAGCCAGGACCUGCUCGCCUCGCAGACGUCGCUCGUCUCCGCCGCCGCCGAGGCCCUCCCGCAUGCCUUCACCGCCUGCACGCACCCGCUUGGGCCCGUGCGGCAGGCCAUCUACCUCUGCCUCUCCUGCGAACCCGGCAAGCCCAAGGGCGUCUGCGCGGCGUGCUCGAUCGCGUGCCACGCGGAUCACGAGCAGCUCGAGCUCUUCCCCAAGCGCACGUUCCGCUGCGACUGCCCCACGCGCGCCUUCCCCGCCUCACAUCGAUGUACUUUGCACACCGCCGCGGAGCCUAUAAAUGAGGGAAAUAGAUAUGGACAAAACUUCCGCGGUGUGUUUUGUCGGUGCGGGAGGAAGUACGACGUGCGGAGGGAGCGGGAGACGAUGAUCCAGUGUCUUGCCUGUGAGGACUGGUUCCACGAGUCCUGCCUCAACCUGCGCGAGCGCCCGCCGUCACGGGAGCCAUCACCUGUACAGGAAGGCGAAGGCGACGAUGACGUGUCCGAGUCCGAGUCGGAUGGCCUCCCGCUGCCCCUGCUAUCCGAGGAAGACUACGACACGCUCGUGUGCGGCGCGUGCGUGCGCGAGAUACCGACGCUGCGCAGGUGGGCGGGGACGCGCGGGGCGAUGAUGGUCGUGAGGGACGCGGAUGCGCAGCCGUGGAAGGCUAUUGGGCGGGAAGACGACGCGGAUGGGCGUGAAGGCAAAGUCGAGGUGCAGGAGAGUGAGGAACGGGAGACCCAGACGGGGGAGAAACGGCCGCGGGAGGGGGACUGCGACGAGGGAGGGAGUAGCAAGCGGCUGCGCGCGUCCCCGUCCCACGCGUGCUUGGCUCCGCCUGCUCACCCAACCGCUCAAGCACUCUUCGACUCCCUCGACGCGAACCUCGGCGCAGGCGACGUGUUCCUCACCGAGGGCUGGCGAGGGCGGUGGUGCAGAUGUCCUUCCUGUCUGCCGAGCCUCGAAGCGCGCCCGUACCUCCUCGAGGAAGAGGAGACGUACGAGCCGCCUGAGGAUCCCGACUCCGGCCUCUCCCUGGAAGAGCUCGGCAUGCGCGCGCUGAGCCGCCUCCCGCGCGAGCGCGCUCUGGACGGGAUACGCGCGUUCAACGAGAUGCGGGACGGCCUGAUGAGCUACCUGCGCCCGUUCGCGGCGGAGGGGCGGGUCGUCGCGGAAGAGGAUGUGCGCGCGUUCUUCGAGGCGCGGGGUGGGGAGGGGGCGGCGCGGUAG